GAGUGCGUGCCAGCAGAGUGUGUGUGUUUGGUUACCGCAGUUGCCUGGGUUUGUAGUAUGGGGUGUUUAGUGCUCUUGCAAGAGUGUGCAUAUCCAGCGUGUUAAAUGUGUUGUAGUUUCACCCCCAAACCCGGGUAAUAAGUGCCUCUAAAAAAUGCCCAAACACGCUGGGCUAACUCUUGGUGUUGCAUCAUUGGUGGGUACAACAGUGGGGUUUCUUGUCCUUUGGAAGUUUCUUAAAAAUCGCAGGAGACGGCUUUGCUCUGCUGUAGAUCACAGAGAUACAGUUGUUCUAGAUGCCACUGGGCAUGAUACUGACAAGCAGUGUACAUUAACAAAACUGAAAGAAACGCCCAAGAUAGAAUCUGAUGGCAUUUCUGUGGUCGAGAAGAUACUUGUGGCAGACACUGAAAUAGUCUCUAAAGCCGAUGAAUGGGAGACUGUGUGGCUUUUGCUAAAGAAAGAUCUUGAUGUUUAUCCUGUACUCGGCAUGGAUUGUGAAUGGGUAUCUGUAGAUGAAAAAGCCAGUUCUGUGUCUCUUCUGCAGAUGGCUUCUUUCAGUGGAUUUUGUGUCCUGGUUCGUUUGCCUCAACUGACAAGUUCAGGAUGCACUAUUCCAAAGACCCUACUUGAACUUUUGGCAAACAGCAGUGUUCUAAAGGUUGGAGUGGGAUGCUGGGAAGACUCCUCUAAAUUGUUGAAUGAUUAUGGCCUUUCUGUGAAAGGAUGUGUAGAUAUCCGAUACCUGGCAAUGAGACAUAGGAGAGAUAUUCUCCAGAACACGCUGAGCCUGAAGUCUCUCUCAGAAACUAUUUUAUCAUUUCCUUUGGACAAAUCUUUUCAGCUUAGAUGCAGUAACUGGGAUGUUGAAGAGUUAACUCAGGAUCAGGCAAAAGUCUCAUCCAUCCAGCCAGAUAUGCAGACCCGCAGUAGAACAUGCUCAGAGUCACACUCCUUGUUUCAAUAUCCCAGUGCAAAGGUUUUGUAUGCUGCCAGAGAUGCUCAGGUAUCUGUUGCCCUUUUCCUGCACCUUCUUGGGUUCUUCUCGGCUGAUUUGCCCUGCCCAUGGGAACCGUUGUUGGGAAAAUGCCAAGGACUAAUAGAUAUUCCCUUUAAAGGAAAAGGGAAUGGUAUUUCGAAUGGUGAAGUGAGUGGAUCCUUAAAACAGAGGAAAGAGAAAGCUGGUGAUCAGUCAACACAAAACUCUCAAGACAGCGAUCCCCGCAGAAACAAAAGGAAGCAACUGGGUGUGGGAUAUUCUGCAAGAAAGUCACCUUUGUAUGAUAACUGCUUCCUGCAUGCCCCUGAUGGACAACCGCUGUGUACCUGUGAUAGGAAAAAAGCUCAGUGGUAUUUGGAUAAAGGCAUCGGAGACCUGGUGAGCGCCAUUCCUUUCAUUGUGAAGCUGCGAUUUGAGCCGUCUGGCCGCCCAGAGUCCAACGCAGAUUAUUACUUAACGAUUAAGGAGAACCUCUGUGUCGUAUGUGGAAAGAGGGAGUCCUACAUACGGAAGAACAUUGUGCCCCAUGAGUACCGACGUCACUUUCCUGUUCAAAUGAAGGAUCACAACUCUCACGAUGUGCUUCUCCUCUGCACUUCUUGCCACGCUGUGUCUAAUUACUAUGAUUCCAACUUGAAACAGAAGCUGGCUGAGGAGUUCAAUGCCCCUAUUGGCUGCGAAGAAGGUGUUCGCCUGCUAGAAGAUCCUAUACGCCGCCAGGUGCGCUCUGCAGCUAGAGCUCUUCUAAAUGUUGCAAAUCUACCAAAGUGCCGCAAGGAGGAGCUGAUCAGUGAAAUCAAAGCUUUUUAUAAUAUGGAGGAUGUCACUGAAGAGACUAUAAAAGAGGCUGCUGGUCUGGAAACCAGGCUAUUCAAUGAGACCUAUACUCCACAUGGACUGAAAGUGGUGCAAACGUUUGCCCUGGGUGGCCUGAGGCCUCUAAUGGAGCUUGAGAAGCGGUGGCGGCAGCACUUCCUUGACACCAUGCAUCCCAAGCAUCUUCCUCAGCAGUGGUCUGUGGACCAUAACCACAGCAAGCUUCUCAAAAAAUAUGGUGAUGAUCUUGUUGUCCAACUCUGCUAGCACGGCAGGAGUUUCAAAUUUGGACUUCUUAUUGGGCCGGGGCUGUAGAUUAUAUGAGUUUUACCAGAACAGUGUAGGACCUUUUAUUUAACCCCAUUAACAUGGGAUGAAGUAUGAUUUGCCUUUUAAUUUUGCCCUUUAAAUUCAAAUACCUAUAUUUAUAUUCCGCUUUAAACUGUUUUGGUUUCAGCUUGACACCUCCUGUAGAACCUGAGGUUCACAUUUUUGCUAUGGAAUUCUUAAGAGUCUUACUUUGUACGGGGAGACAUCUCCAUACAACUCUGAGCCUGCUGCCCAUACACUAUAUAGCACAUAAGGCACAAUUCCUUGCCAUUCGUGUGCGUGAAAUGACUGAGCUAUGAGAGUGCGUCCAUUAAACAGGAAAUCUAGGGAUCCUUGUAUAGCAUUUCUUGAUUUUUCCUGUUUAUCGUACACGGUUAUUUUUAGUUGGAUUUCCUCCCAUCUGACCCUUUUUAACUUAUUUAAUUAUCUUUGUGGGGAGAAAUCUAAUUUUUGAUUCGAAGACGCCUCUCGCAUGAAAUGCAUGAAAAAAGUAAAAAAAAUGGCAACUUUAACUGUAAUUUAUUUUGAAUAAAGAAGAAAGUAAUUUGUAA
Molecule: messenger RNA, 2697 nt
Organism: Xenopus laevis (African clawed frog)
Lineage: Eukaryota; Metazoa; Chordata; Amphibia; Anura; Pipidae
Gene: exd2.L
Product: exonuclease 3'-5' domain containing 2
Exons: 10
Coding region: 155-2083 (642 amino acids)
Biological process (GO): DNA recombination
Cellular component (GO): cytoplasm; mitochondrial membrane; nucleus
Molecular function (GO): single-stranded DNA 3'-5' DNA exonuclease activity; 3'-5' exonuclease activity; nucleic acid binding
Source: RefSeq, a predicted model, not a curated record